Pteronotus mesoamericanus is the source of this 7045-nucleotide messenger RNA. It is a transcript of the gene ROS1, whose product is annotated as ROS proto-oncogene 1, receptor tyrosine kinase. The record is from RefSeq and is a predicted model, not a curated record. Bases 1 to 7023 code for a protein of 2340 amino acids. Gene Ontology annotation, biological process: cell surface receptor protein tyrosine kinase signaling pathway; positive regulation of kinase activity; protein phosphorylation. Gene Ontology annotation, cellular component: signaling receptor complex; plasma membrane. The transcript has 44 exons. Lineage: Eukaryota; Metazoa; Chordata; Mammalia; Chiroptera; Mormoopidae. Gene Ontology annotation, molecular function: transmembrane receptor protein tyrosine kinase activity; protein binding; ATP binding.
AUGAAGAACAUUUGUUGGUUGAUCCCGAAACUUGUCAAUUUUGUGACUCUUGGCUUCACAUGGAUUUCUGUGGUUCAGUGCGCAGUUUUAAACAGCUGCCUAAAGUCAUGUGUAACUAACCUGGGCGGUCACCUGGACAGUGGCAUGCCGUGUAACCGGAGUGAACCGUGCAUCCAAGGAUGUCAUUUUUGGAACUCUGUAAACCAGGAGAGCUGUGCUUUGAAGUGUAAUGAUACCUAUGCCACAGUUGGUGAGAGAGAAUCCUGUGAGGUCGGCUGCAGCAGUUCUGAAGAUGCAUAUGAAGACCAAGUGCUAGAAAAUGCAGACCUCCCCACCGCACCCUUUGCUUCUUCCAUCGGAAACCAAAGUGUGACAUUACGAUGGAAAUCUGCCAAUGUUUCUGGAAUAAAAUACAUCAUUCAGUGGAAAUAUGCACAAUUUCUGGGAAGUUGGACUUACACUGAGGCCGUGUCCCAGGUGUCAUAUGUGGUACAGCCCCUGCAUCCCUUCACUGAAUAUAUUUUUCGAGUCGUUUGGAUCUUCACAGCCCAGCUGCAGCUGCACUCUCCCCCGAGCCCCAGCUACAGGACUCAUCCUUACGGAGUUCCUGAAAAUGCUCCUCUCAUUAGAAAUAUUGAGAGCGCAAGUCCUGACACCGUGGAAGUCAGCUGGGCUCCACCCCCGUUCCCCGGCGGGCCCAUUUUGGGUUAUAACUUACGGCUGAUUAGCAAAAACCAAAAAUUAGAUUCAGGAACACAGAGAACCAGUUUCCAGUUUUACUCUACUCUACCAAAUACCACCUACAGGUUUUCAAUUGCAGCAGUAAAUGAAGUUGGUGAGGGGCCAGAAGCAGAAUCUAGCAUUACCACUUCAUCCCCAGCAGUUCAAGAAGAGGAACAGUGGCUCUUUUUAUCCAGAAAAUCUUCUCUAAGAAAGAGAUCUUUAAAACAUUUAGUAGAUGAAGCACAGUGCCUUGUGUCAGAAGCUAUACACCGUAAUAUUACAGGAAUAUCAGUUAAUGUCCACCAGCAAGUUGUUUAUUUCUCUGAAGGAACUCUCAUAUGGGUGAAGGAGGUGUCCAACAUGUCUGAUGUGUCUGACCUGAGAAUUUUUUACAGAGGUUCAGGAUUGAUUUCUUCCAUCUCCGUAGACUGGCUUUAUCAGAGGCUGUAUUUCAUCAUGGAUGAACUGGUGUAUGUCUGUGACUUAGAGAGCUGCUCAAACAUUGAAGAAAUUACUCCUCCCUCAAUUACUGCACCUCAAAAACUUGUGGCUGAUUCGUACAAUGGGUAUGUCUUUUAUCUUCUGAGAGACGGCAUUUAUAGAGUAGAUCUCCCGCUGCCACCUGCUCGGGACUCGAAAGCCAUGCGUGUUGUGGAAAGUUGCACAUUAAAGGACUUUGCAGUAAAGCCACAGUCCAAGCGAAUCAUUUACUUCAAUGGCACGGCCCAAGUCUUCAUGUCGACAUUUCUGGAUGGCUCUGCUUCCCAUCUUGUCCUGCCUCGCGUCCCCUUUGCUGAUGUGAAGAGCUUUGCUUGUGAAAACAAUGACUUCCUUGUCACAGAUGGCAAGGCUGUUUUCCAACAGGAUGCUUUUUCUUUUAAUGAGUUCAUCGUGGGAUGUGACCUGACACACAUAGAAGAGUUUGGGUUUGGUAACUUGGUCAUCUUUAGCCUGUACACCCAGCCAUACCCGCUGCCAGCCCACCCGCAGCGGCUCUCUGUGCUGUUUGGCUCCCACCAGGCGCUGGUUCAGUGGAAGCCUCCUGCCCUCGCCAUAGGAGCCAGCCCUUCUGCCUGGCAGAACUGGACUUACGAGGUGAAGAUAUCAACCCAAGACUUCCCUGAAAUUGCUCAUGUUUUCUCUAACAUAAAUGGGACCAUGCUUAAUGUCCCUAAAUUGCAGAGUGCUACAAGAUACGAGGUUUCUGUGAGAGCAAGUUCUCCCAAGGGGCCAGGCCCUUGGUCAGAGGCCUCAGUGGGCACUACCCUGGUGCCAGCUACAGAACCACCAUUUAUCAUGGCUGUCAAAGAAGAUGGGCUUUGGAGUAAACCAUUAAAUAGCUUUGGCCCAGGAGAAUUCUUGUCCUCUGAUAUAGGGAAUGUGUCAGACAUGGACUGGUAUAACAACAGCCUCUACUACAGUGACAUGAAAGGCGAUGUUUACGUGUGGUUGCUGAAUGGGACGAAUAUCUCAGAGAGUUAUCACAUACCCAACAUUGCAGGAGCAGGGGCCAUUGCUUAUGAGUGGCUGGGUCACUUUCUCUACUGGGCUGGAAAGACACAUGUGAUACAAAGGCAGUCUGUGUUGACAGGACACACAGAUAUGGUGACUCACGUGAAGUUGCUGGUGAAUGACAUGGCAGUGGACUCCAUUGGUGGAUACCUAUAUUGGACCACACUGUACUCAGUUGAAAGCACCAGGCUAAAUGGAGAAAAUUCCCUUGUCUUGCAGGCACAGCCUUGGCUUUCUGGGAAAAAGGUAAUUGCUCUAACUUUGGACCUCAGCGAUGGGCUCCUAUAUUGGUUGGUUCAAGACAGUCAAUGUAUUCACCUAUACACUGCUGUUCUUAGGGGACAGAGCAGUGCUGGGGACACCACCAUCACAGAAUUUGCAGCCUGGAGUACUUCUGAAAUUUCCCAGAAUGCACUGAUGUACUAUAGUGGUCGGCUUUUCUGGAUCAAUGGCUUUAAGAUUAUAACAGCUCAAGAAAUAGGUCAGCGAACCAGUGUCUCUGUUUUGGAACCAGCCACAUGUAAUCAAUUUACAAUUAUUCAGACAUCCCUCAAACCUCUGCCAGGGAACUUUUCUUUUACCCCUAAGGUGAUUCCAGAUUCCAUUCAAGAGUCUUCAUUUAGGAUCGAAGGAAAUGCUUCAAGGUUUCAUAUCCUGUGGAAUGCUGUCCCAGCAGUGGAUUGGGGUGCGAUUUUCUACAGGGUGGAAUUUGGUGCUCCUCAUAAGUUCCUGGCUAUUGAGCAACAUCCAUUACCUGUGUUUACUGUGGAAGGUCUGGAGCCUUAUGCCUUAUUUAAUCUUUCUGUCACUCCUUAUACCUACUGGGGAAAGGGCCCCAAAACAUCUCUGUCACUUCGAGCACCUGAAACAGUUCCAUCAGCACCAGAGAAUCCCAGAAUAUUUAUAUUGCCAAGUGGAAAAUACCACAGCAACAAUGAAGUUGCAGUGGAAUUUAGGUGGAAUAAGCCCAAGCAUGAAAAUGGUGUGUUGACAAGAUUUGAAAUUUUCUAUCGAAUAUUCAACCAAAGUGACACAAACGAAACAUUUGAAGACUGGAUUGUUGUCCAUGUCACUCCUUCAGUGAUAUCUUUUCAACUUGAGAGCGCGAGUGCUGGGUGUAUUGUUGCCUUCCAGGUUCGAGUCUUCACAUCCAAAGGACCUGGACCAUUUUCUGACUUGGUAAAGUCCCAAACAUCAGAAAUCAAUCCAUUUCCAUACCUCAUAACUCUUUUUGACAACCAGAUAGUUUUGUUAGAUAUGGAUCAAAAUCAGGUUUUGUGGGUGUUUUUGGCAGAAAGAGACAUCAGUGCCAUGGGCUACACAGCUGAUAAUACAAUGGGGUAUUACGCUCAAGGAGACUCACUCUUCCUUCUGAACAUGCACAAUCAGUCCAGCUCUGAGAUUUUCCGCGAUGCAGUGGUUUUUGAUAUCACAAUUAUUGCAGUUGACUGGAUUUCAAGGCACCUCUACUUUGUGCUGAAAGAUCCACAAAAUGGAAUGCAAAUAUUUGAUAUUGAUCUUGAACACAAGCUGAAAUAUCCCAGGAAGCUGAAACUUUGCAACAGAAAUUCAACAAUAAUCUCUUUUUUUGUGUAUCCUCUUUUAAGUCGCCUGUAUUGGACAGAAGUUUCUGAUUUGGGCUCUCAGAUGUUCUACUACAGUAUUAUCAAUCAGACUUUGCACCGCAUUCUGCAACCCCCAGCCACAAACCAUCCAAAUAGAAGGAGCCGAUGUUCUUGCAAUGUGACUGAAUUUGAGUUAAGCGGAGCAAUGACUAUUGAUACCUCUCAGCUAAAGCAACCACAGAUAUACUUUGUUAAAGGACAAGAGAUCUGGGCCAUGGAUCUGGAAGGAUGCCAGUGUCGGCAAGUUAUCGUAAUGCCUGCUUUGCUUGGAAAAACACUUGUCAGCCUAACCGUGGAUGGGAAAUUUCUGUAUUGGUCGUCCAUAGCCAACGACAGCACCCAGAUUUGCCAAGUAAAGAAAAGCGGUGGGGCCGUCCUCUCCCGGGUGAGGGCCCCGAGGAGUGAGCGUAUCUUGGCUUACAGUUCGCUGCUGCAGCCUUUUCCAGAUAAAGCAUUUCUGUCUCUAGCUUCAGAUAUUGCAGAGCCAACAAUACUUAACACCACAAACACCAGCCUCACAAUCAGAUUACCGCCUUCCAGGACAAACCUCACUUGGUAUGGCAUUACCAGCCCUACUGCAACAUACCUGGUUUAUUACAAAGAAGUUACUGGUGGGAAAAACAGCUCUGAACAAAAAUAUAGAAUGCUGGAAUUUCAGGAGAGUAUAGCCCUUAUUGAAGGUUUACAACCAUUUUCAACAUAUAUGAUACAGAUAGCUGUAAAGAAUUACUAUUCAGAUCCUUUGGAACAAUUACCACUGGGAAAAAAGAUUUGGGGAGAAACCAAAAUUGGAGUACCAGAGGCUGUUUGGCAUAUUAACACCACCGUGCAGUCAGACACCAGCCUUGUUAUAUCCUGGAGAGAAUCUCACAAGCCAAACGGACCUAAGGAGUCAGUCCGCUAUCAGUUGGCAAUCUCACAUCUGGGCCUAAUUCCAGAGACUCCUCUAAGACAAAGUGAAUAUCCAAAUGGAAGCCUUGCUCUCUGUGUUACUGGACUGUCUGGUGGAAAACUCUAUGUGUUAAAGGUUCUGGCCUGCCAUGCCAAGGAAAUGUGGUGCGCUGAGAGUCAUCCUGUCACUGUUGAAACGUUUGACACACCAGCGAAACCUUAUGCCGUGGUUCCAGGGAACACUAGUUUGCAAUUAGAUUGGAAGCCUCCAUCUAAUGUUAACCUCAUCAGAUUCUGGUUUGAACUCCAGAAGUACAAUGAGUUUUACCGCGUUAAAGCUUCAUGCAGCCAAGGUCCUGCUUAUGUCUGUAACGUCACGGAGCUACAGCCUUAUACUUCAUACAAAGUCCGCGUAGUGGUGGUUUACAGCACAGGAGAGAAUAGCACCUCACUUUCAGAAAGUUUUAAGACAAAAGCUGGCGUCCCAAGUAAACCAGGCAUUCCAAAAUUAUUAGAAGGCAGUAAAAAUUCAGUACAGUGGGAAAAAGCUGAUGAUAAUGGAAGCCAACUUAUGUACUAUAUCCUUGAGAUAAGAAAAGGUACUUCUAAUGAUUCACUGAACCAGAAUUUAAUGUGGAAGAUGGCAUUUAAUGGAUCCUGCAGUAGCAUUUGUACAUGGAAAUCCAAAAACCUUAAAGGAACAUUUCAGUUCAGAGUAGUAGCUGCAAAUAAUCUGGGAUUCGGUGAAUAUAGUGGAAUCAGCGAGGAUAUUUUAUUAGCUGGAGAUGGUUUUUGGAUACCAGAAACAAGUUUUAUACUUACUAUCAUAAUUGGAAUAUUUCUGGUUGUUACAAUUCCAUUGGUCUAUGUCUGGCAUAGAAGAUUAAAGGAUCAAAAAACUCCCAAGGAAGGGCUGACAGUUUUCAUAAACGAAGACAAAGAGCUGGCUGAGCUACGAGGUCUGGCGGCGGCAGUGGGACUGGCUAAUGGCUGCUGUGCAAUACGUACUCUUCCAACGCAAGAGGAGAUUGAAAGUCUUCCUGCUUUUCCUCGGGAGAAACUAACUCUGCGUCUCUUGUUGGGAAGUGGGGCCUUUGGAGAAGUGUAUGAAGGGACAGCAGUAGACAUCUUAGGAGCUGGAAGUGGAGAAACCAAAGUAGCAGUGAAGACUUUGAAGAAGGGCUCCACAGACCAGGAGAAGAUCGAGUUCCUGAAGGAAGCACAUUUGAUGAGCAAGUUUAAUCAUCCCAACAUCCUGAAGCAGCUUGGAGUUUGUCUGCUGAAUGAACCCCAGUACAUUAUCCUGGAACUGAUGGAAGGAGGAGACCUCCUCACCUAUUUGCGUAAAGCCCGGAUGACAAAGUUUCAUGGUCCUUUACUCACUUUGGUUGAUCUUGUAGACCUGUCUGUAGAUAUUGCAAAAGGCUGUGUCUACUUGGAGCAACUGCACUUUAUUCACAGGGAUCUCGCAGCUCGGAAUUGCCUUGUCUCUGUGAAUGACUAUAGCAGCCCAUCACGGACAGUGAAGAUUGGGGACUUUGGACUUGCGAGGGACAUCUAUAAAAAUGAUUACUAUAGAAAGAGAGGAGAGGGCCUUCUCCCUGUUCGGUGGAUGGCUCCAGAAAGUUUGAUGGAUGGAAUCUUCACUACGCAGUCUGAUGUAUGGUCUUUUGGAAUUCUGACUUGGGAGAUUUUAACUCUUGGUCAUCAGCCUUAUCCAACUCAUUCUAACCUUGACGUUCUAAACUAUGUGCAAACAGGAGGGAGACUGGAGCCGCCAAGAAAUUGUCCUGAUGAUCUGUGGAAUUUAAUGACCCAGUGCUGGGCUCAAGAACCUGACCAAAGACCUACUUUCCAUAAAAUUCAAGAGCAGCUUCAGUUAUUCAGAAAUUUUUCCUUAAAUAGUAUUUCUCAAUGCAGAGAAGUGAACCCUAGUGGAAUCAUAAAUGAAGGCUUUGAAGAUGAAGAUGGCAACAUGGUUUGUUUGAAUUUGGAUGACAGUAUGCCAAUUGCUCUAAUGGAAACCAAGAACCAAGAAGGGUUAAACUAUAUGGUACUUGCUACAGAGUACAGCCAAGCUGAAGAUAAUUCUGAGGGUCCUCCAGGCUCCGAGGAAUCUGGAUCUUGUGGUCUGAGGAAAGGAGAGAAGGAACCACAUGCAGACAAAGGCCUCUGCCAAGAAAAACAAGUGGCUUAUUGCCCUCCUGGCAAGCCCGAAGGCCUGAACUAUGCCUGCCUCACUCACAGCGGACAUGGAGAUGGGUCUGAUUAACAGCUCUGUUUGGGAAAUGCAC